UGCCUAGAAUACGUUUGGAAAUUUUGGGUCAAACCUUUUAAAGACUAGAACUUGUUUGUUUUAGUGCUCCAAAAAAAAAUCAAAAAUAUCAUCAUGAAAUAUCCAUUCAUGGUGGACCUUCGUUCUGGAUAAACAAAUCAGUAGCGUUGUACUCCUAUAUGGGCGGAUUUUACAGGAUAUAAGAGAAGCGGUUCUCUAACUGAAUUGGGUUCCCAAAAGAAGCCAUUAAUGGACAAGAUUUUGUUCAAGUGGUUUUAAUGUACCAGAGAAACAACGACAAGAAUUGGGUAGGUCGAUUUUGAAGGAUAUGGAUGGAGGGAAACAAAGGAUACAACGAUUUGUUUGUGUGUUUUCCUUCUCGGACAUCAAUGAGGAACGUGCCCAAGUCAGUACACAGUCCUGGAAGGCUAGAAAAAUACAAGGAAGGUGGUGGGUCUGCAAGCUUUGGCAGCAGGAGAAAGGGGCAAUCCAGCCCUAUGUUUCCAUUGCUGCUGAGGAGGAGGAAUGCAGGUGGUAGCUCUGAGACAACUGCAGAGGAAGAGCCUACUUCGCCCAAGGUCACAUGCAUUGGCCAGGUAAGAGUUAAAUCUAGGCAUGCUGGGAAGGGGACUGAGAGUCUUAGAAAUUUUAGGAAGGAGGUAUGCGAUGCUUUUAGGAGCUUAGGGGCAGAGUUUAGUUGCAUAUUUCCUUGCAGUGGAGGCACACCCACAAGCCCAAAUACUAAGGAAGUGGAUGAAAAGCAAUCUUCGGCAUGUGGGAGUGCCCUGCUGGCUAAGUUUGUUAUGAUACUUAAUGAUAGCGAUGAAAAGCAUCAUGGGAGGUUGGACCCAGAUGCCAGCAGGCAAGAGAAAGGUCUGGAUUCAGUGAAAAUGGAUAACCCAUUUCAUAGAAAAAAGGAUCCGUUUGGUAAAAGGGAGGACAUAUAUGAGAAAGACCUGGAGAGAAUGAGGACGAGGUUAAGGAGGUUUCAGGAGGAUGAGGAUGAAGAGAAAGGGGAAGAUUGGAUCAGGGCAAAGUCUGGAGCGGGUUAUAGAUUUAGCCAUGUUGGUGAAGAUGAAGACGAGGGAGAACCAGUUUGUGUUCCUCCAAGAAAUGCACUUUUGUUAAUGAGAUGCAGAUCGGCUCCUCUGAGAUUGUCGUUAAAUUCAGAUUGCUGGAAGGCUCCCUUUAAUGCUGAUGAGCGCCAAGACAAGGGCUGUGUUGUUGAAUCACAUGGUGUGGAAUCGAGGAUGACUUCAUCUGCAAAUGAAGACGAGGCUUGUAAUGAUGAAGAGACAAAAGGUGCUACAAAGGUUAAGGGGUCAGGAGAAAAUGCAAAGAUGAGCUUAACUCAAGGAUUGCUUCUUAUGCAAUGUGAGCCGGAGCUUACAAAAUUGUCAUUGGAGAUAUCUAAGGAAACAUGGGUGCCAACCAGAGAAUAUUUUAGGAGGCCUAUGGUUAGCGAAGAAGGUAGCAGGAGGUUGAGCAAGGAGAGUAAUGAUCAGGAAGAGUGCUCUAAAGUUGUACCUAGUAUGCUUCAAGAGAAAUUCAGUCCUCCUGAGGCAUUCAUGUUGAAAAGAUCCAAAUCUGAGCCUCUUAAGGUCUCUGUGAAGCUUGCUCCGGAAGCAUGUCUUUGGAAGAGAAGAAUUUUGGCUUAAGCCAUUGGCUUUGAACAUCUGAAAGUGGAGAAUAGUCUUGCUGAAAUUUGAAGGUGGUUUAUUCUUGUUUCUUGUACAAAGAGAGCAGUGAUAGCAACCAGAUCCCUUCUAUAAUAAGAAAUGAAUCGAGUCAGGUUUUCUUGUGGUUACUAAAUGUUUACGAAACAUCUCGGCAGUUAAAAUUUUAAUUGAAAAAGGGGAGAAGAGUAGUGCAGUUGGGUUUUAUAUUGAAAAUUUGUAUUGCACCGUGCCGAGUUUGUUUCCAAGCUUGUACAUUCUUGGCCUUUUGUAAAGGGAGCUUGCAGUAAUGGAUUGGUUAUGUGUUUUGUCUGCAUGCCUUUGUAAAAAGGCAUUCUGGACUUUUUCGAUGGCUGUAGAUUGCUCUGCUCCGCAGAAUUGUUGGUCUUUAUUUGUACCCCUUCCAUUGAAAUCGAAGGAUGCAAUCCUUGUGAUCUAGACAUGAAAGUCUAGUCUCUAGUUGAGAUGCUUCUUUCUGUCAAUCGUCUAGAUUUGAGUUCCUGGCGAUCAAGUUUUUUGGAGAGGGCAUAUGAUAUGUAUAGAUUUACUGCAUUAUUAUAGACAGUUUUAUUGUCAUAUAUUUGCUGUCCAAAUCAAGACAUUGUUAUAUAUUAAACUUGUGUCCUAUACUUUUGAGUCCUAUGAGAGAAUAAUCAGAUCGACUGAUAUGGCUUUCUUGA
Messenger RNA from Cryptomeria japonica (Japanese cedar), 2335 nucleotides. RefSeq lists its product as uncharacterized. The transcript has a single exon. The coding region runs from base 312 to 1637 and encodes 441 amino acids. The record is from RefSeq and is a predicted model, not a curated record. Lineage: Eukaryota; Viridiplantae; Streptophyta; Pinopsida; Cupressales; Cupressaceae.